UGCUUGCUGUUCACUGGCUGACAGGCUGGGUUUUCGGUGGUCAUAUGACGUGAACAAGAGGACUCGUAAUGGAGAGCACUGAUCCCAGAGGCCUUCACUUACUGGGGAAGCUACCGGCUACCCAGUGUCCACAGUUUCUUCACAGGGUCGUCGAUGGAGUAUGUGGUCGUGCGCAGCCUCGCUUUCAGGAUUAUGGCAGUGUAUGGAACCUGAGGGAAUGGCUAGAGGUUUUGGAGGACUUUUCAGCAUUCUUUAAAACUAGCGUUGGCAAAGAUGAACCCUUUGAAGAGGUGGCUAGCCAUUUAAAUGGCCUAAGUGCCGAGCAUCAAGAUGCAAUUUUGAAGUGCUUGAAAAGCAGAAAACCUGAAAUCUCUGAAGCUCUAAUGGAGAAGGUGUGCGCAAUGUCCUCUGCUUACCUACGAGACUUUGACUGGCAGCUCAAGCUUGCCCUUUCAAGUGAUAAACUGUCAUCCCUACAAAUGCCGCUCGUUAAUCUGGAUUUAGAUAUUACAGAAAGAGCCACUGUUACACCAGUGUCGGUUGAAAUGAAUAAAGAGGAACUGCAGAACCUUAUAAAUGCAUUGGAAGCUGCUAAUAAGGUUGUUCUACAGUUGAAAUGAUUCAAAACAGUUUGCCUCUCGGACUUGGUCUAUUGGAACAGAACAGCUGAAGGACUGUAAAGAAACCUGAAUUUGGUGCACAGUCUCCCAUAUUCUUCAGUUUUCAUUCGUCUGCUGGUAACUCCCACUGUGUUAAUUCACAGGGCAUAAAAUCCAAAUGACAUUCUCUGAAUUCUUUAACUAAUGGUCACCAUUUGAUGAUACCAACCUCAGACUGAGUUACAUUCCAUAAAUAAAGUUUGUGGUGUUUGAGUCCA
Spea bombifrons (plains spadefoot toad) is the source of this 877-nucleotide messenger RNA. RefSeq names its product COMM domain containing 8 (gene COMMD8). The record is from RefSeq and is a predicted model, not a curated record. NCBI's taxonomy places the organism in Eukaryota, Metazoa, Chordata, Amphibia, Anura, Pelobatidae. The transcript has 5 exons. Bases 69 to 620 code for a protein of 183 amino acids.